UAUAGAUAUACUCUCGAAUUUUCAUUAACCAGAGAGAGAGAGAUUAAUUGGGAGGAGAUAUAUCGAUCGACAAAGAUGCAUUGGACAAGAGGCGAAACCCUGGGAGCCGGUGGUUUUGGGUUUGUGUCGAUCGCUAAAACCCACCAAGAAGGCGGCGGCGAUCCCAAUAUCCCGGCGGUGGUGGCCGUGAAAUCGGCCAUAGUUUCGCAGUCGAAGUCUCUUCAGAAGGAGAAGGAGGUGCUGAAGAAGUUGGAGGGAUGCCCCUGCAUCCUCCGCUGCUUCGGCGACAAAUUCACCACCGAGAAUGGCCAAAACCUAUACAACAUCAUUCUCGAGUACGCUCCCGGCGGCUGCCUCGCCGACCUCAUCGGAAAAGGUCUACCGGAGCACGUCGUCAGCCACCACACUAAAUCCAUCAUCACCGCCCUAAUUCACAUUCACAAACACGGCUACGUUCACUGCGAUGUGAAGCCGCACAACGUGUUGCUUGUGGGCCAAGAUUCCAAGCUCGCCGAUUUCGGAAGUUGCAAAAGGAUUGGUGGCGUUGAAGACGACGACGAUGAGCAGCAGCAAGGGUUUAGAGGGACGGUUCUUUACGCUGCGCCGGAGUCGAUAUCGCGGCAGGAGUACACGGCGGCGUCGGACGUUUGGGCGCUGGGGUGCACCGUGCUCCACAUGUUGACCGGAAAGGCGCCUUGGAAAUUCGGCAAAGACGCGGCGGCUACGGACGUCUUGAUGAAGAUCGGUUGCAGCGAUGAAAUUCCGGCGAUCCCGAAGGUUUCGGAGGAGGCCAAGGAUUUCCUCAGGAAAUGCUUCGUUAAGGAUCCGACGGCACGGUGGAAAGCGGAGAGUCUACUCGAUCAUCCUUUUCUCAAGAUGGCCGACCGCCACCGCCGCCACCACCAUCACCAUCAUUUAUCAUCAGCGUUGCAUUCACUUUUGCCACAAUGUUUUCACGUCACAAAAAUCCAUGCCUAUUGAUCGUGAUUUGUAAAUAUAUUACAUAAUCAAUAUAAUGUGAGUUUGUUCAUGUUCAUUGUAGUCUGUAUAUAUCAGUUGGUUUAAUUAUCAUUGG
This is a messenger RNA of Salvia miltiorrhiza (redroot sage), 1075 nucleotides long. RefSeq names its product mitogen-activated protein kinase kinase kinase 20-like. Gene Ontology annotation, biological process: protein phosphorylation. The record is from RefSeq and is a predicted model, not a curated record. The transcript has a single exon. Lineage: Eukaryota; Viridiplantae; Streptophyta; Magnoliopsida; Lamiales; Lamiaceae. Bases 76 to 981 code for a protein of 301 amino acids. Gene Ontology annotation, molecular function: ATP binding; protein kinase activity.